AUGCGUUACAUGUUGGUUCCGAGCGCAGCGUUAUUGCUGUUUGUGGUGCAAGGGACAGCAAAUGUACUAGUGGAAGUGAACGAGGGCACGCUGGAGGGAACGUAUGAGCAGAAUGAGUACGGAGGUUCUUUCUACAGCUUUAAAGCUAUCCCUUAUGCCCUACCGCCGGUUGGAGAUCUCAGGUUUAAAGCCCCACUACCCCCCACAUCUUGGCAGGGAGUAAGAAGUGCCAAAGAAGUGAGCUCCGUCUGCUAUCAAGUCAAUCUAUUAGCUUUCGAAGUCAAUGGCACGGGUAGUGAAGACUGCCUCUAUCUAAACGUCUAUACUCCAGACGUGAACCCAACAGAAUUACUCCCAGUCAUGUUCUGGAUACAUGGCGGGGGUUUCUUCAGUGGAAACGGAGGCGACAUGGAUUUCGGUCCGGAGUUUCUAGUGAGACAUGACGUCGUCUACGUCGCUAUUAACUACAGACUUGACAUCCUAGGCUUCCUCUCUCUGGACAUAGAAGAAGUUCCCGGCAAUGCUGGCCUGAAAGACCAGGCCGCCGCUCUACUGUGGGUCAAAGAUAAUAUAAGACAAUUCGGAGGCGACCCAGAUAAAGUUACUAUUUUCGGCGAAAGCGCCGGAGCGGCUAGCGUGACCUACCAUAUGAUUUCGCCCAUGUCUAAAGGCCUGUUUAAAAGAGCGAUCGCUCAGAGCGCUUCGCCUAUCGCCCAUUGGCCUCGGAUAAUGGAACCGAGAGAAAAAGCUAUAACUUUCGCUAGAAAAUUAGGUUUUACAUCCACUGAUCCACAUGAGAUUUACGAAUAUCUCAAAUCUCUUCCUGUGGAAACUAUUGUUAAAUUGAGCGUUCCGGUAACCAUCGACGAACAAGCAAUUAUACCUAUGUCUACUAAUUUUGCCACCGUGAUUGAAAAAGAUUUCGGCAAUGGUGAGGCCUUUUUAACGGAAGAUCUGAUUGAGGCUCUCGAGAAAGGCAUCCACGAGGAUGUGGACGUGAUGUCUGGGUACACGGAACACGAGGGCAUAUUCGGCUUGGUGCUAAGAGGGCAUAACGAAAACGUUUUUAAGUAUGGUGAAUUUUUAGAAUUCUUCUGUCCUUUAGAGCUCCGAUACCAUUGCAACAAGAAACAAAUACUGGAAAUCGGAAGGCAAAUGAGGAAUCGUUAUAUAAAUGACGAUCUGGUAACCGAAGAGAAAAUUUGGGAUAUCAUUACGUAUCUGUCUUUAGAGGAUUUCAUGUUUGACGCGAUUCGCUGGCAGAAGAUUAUAGCACAGAGUGGCAGUAAUAAGUUUUACUUUUACAAGUUCACUUGCAAGUCGGAGUUGAACAUAAUGACUGACUUGUUUGGGAUGCGGGGUCUGCUCGGGCCAGGGACAUUCGUGACGCACGCGGAUGAUCUCAUGUACCUGUUCCCGCCGAAACUGUACCCAAUAGAGGUCGCUUUGAACUCGACGGAGUUCAGAAUGAUUGAGACAGUAACGACGCUUUGGACCAACUUCGCUAAAUACGGAAACCCCACACCGGACGAAAGCCUAGGCGCUCACUGGGCCCCCUACACCAUCCAAAACCAGGACUACCUGGACAUUGGAGAGCAACUCGUUCCCGGCACGGAACCCGACAAGGAACACGUAGAGUUCUGGGAGGAAAUAUACAAGAAAUACCUUCCUGAGAGAAGUUCGGGGAGGAUGGAUACAGGAAACGCUCUCCUGAUUGUUGGAUUGUUUUUUAUCAGUAAAAAGAUUGGUGGUAUGUAA
Cydia strobilella is the source of this 1758-nucleotide messenger RNA. Its product is annotated as juvenile hormone esterase-like. Lineage: Eukaryota; Metazoa; Arthropoda; Insecta; Lepidoptera; Tortricidae. The coding region runs from base 1 to 1758 and encodes 585 amino acids. The record is from RefSeq and is a predicted model, not a curated record. The transcript has 3 exons.